This is a messenger RNA of Candoia aspera, 2367 nucleotides long. RefSeq names its product vomeronasal type-2 receptor 26-like. The transcript has 7 exons. Gene Ontology annotation, cellular component: plasma membrane. The coding region runs from base 1 to 2367 and encodes 788 amino acids. Gene Ontology annotation, biological process: G protein-coupled receptor signaling pathway. Gene Ontology annotation, molecular function: G protein-coupled receptor activity. NCBI's taxonomy places the organism in Eukaryota, Metazoa, Chordata, Lepidosauria, Squamata, Candoiidae. The record is from RefSeq and is a predicted model, not a curated record.
AUGCUGCCAAGUUUUGCCAUGAGAACAAAGCUGCUUCUCCUGCUGUUGCUGCUGCUGCUGCUGCCCAGCAUAGCCAAUGGGAGAAAAUGUCCCCUCGAUUUCACCAAGGAUUGGGAUGGGGUGUACAAUUAUUACCACCCAGGCGAUCUCUUCCUUGGUGGGAUUGUCCCUCCAAGACCAGGUCUGAUUCAGCCAGCGACCUUCCAGGAGCCUCUCUUUAACCAACCAGAUUUGAAAGGCGACAAUUCAUACUGGUUCCUUCUGUCCUUUCUUUUUGCCAUUCAAGAGAUCAACCGGAAUCCCUGGGUUUUGCCCAAUGUCACCCUGGGCUAUGACAUCUAUGGGAACUAUUAUGAUGCACGAAUGACCUCUGAUGCCCUGGCAGACUUGCUCUCCACCGGAGAGGCAAAUGUUCCAAACUACAGGUGUGGGAGAGAAAAGAGGUUGCUGGCUGUGAUUGAAGGGGCUGAGUCUGACAUUUCUGAGCAGAUUUCCACCUUGUCCAGCCUCUACAAAAUGCCACAGGUCAGUUACGGUUUUGUGUCUGAGACUCUGAAUGAUAAGACUCGGUUCCCCUUCAUCUACCAGUUGGUCCCCAAAGAAGAUUACUUGUAUUGGGGAAUUGCCAAAUUGCUCCACCAUUUUGGGUGGAACUGGGUCGGUCUCCUUGCACCAGACACUGAAAACGGAGAAAGAUUCCUACGCACUUUGAACCCCAUAUUAACCAGGAGCACAAUUUGCGUGGCCUUCUCCGUGAGCAUCCCAACGUUGCCCUGGAAAAUGGGACUGCCGUCCAAGGAACCAUCUACCAUGUGGAAUCACGUCAGACGGAUGAGGUGCCGGGAGAAAGAGGAUCUGGAGACCCUGCCAGAAGAGGUGCUUGAAAAAACCCUCUCUCUGGACAGCUAUGGUAUUUACAACCUUGCCUGGGCAGUUGCUCGGGCUUCACACGCUGCCUACUUAUCCAGGUCCAAGUGGAAAGCCAAGAAGGAAAGGGAUCACAGGCUGGUCCUUCAGACGUGGCAGCUUCAUUCUUUCCUGGGAGAUGCCCACUUCUACAAUACUUGCAUGGAUGGAGUGUAUCUGGAUGAGAAAGGGGACCUCGCUGCCAAAUUUGAUAGCGUGAAUUGGGUGCCCUUUCCCAAUCAGUCUUUUGGGGCAGUGAAGUUUGGGAGGAUAGAUAGACCAUGGGGGUCGCAAGAUCUGGAAUUCAUCCUUGACCAGGAGGCCACAAAUUGGUCCCAGCAGUUUAACCAGUCCCUUCCUCCCUCCAGGUGUACUGAAAGCUGUCACCCCGGCCAAGCCAAGGUGGUCCUAGAAGGAAGGCCUCUCUGCUGCUACGGGUGUGUCUCGUGUGCAGAAGGCUCCAUCUCCACUCAGGAAGAUGCCGAGCAGUGCAGAAGGUGUCCAGCAGAUCACCGUCCAAAUAAGGAGCAAGACAGAUGCAUCCCCAAGGAGGUCACCUUCCUGUCAUACCAAGAAGACUUGGGGAUGAUUCUGGCUUCCUUUGCCCUCAUCAUGUCUUUGGUCACAGCCUUGGUCUUAGCAAUCUUCAUCAGAUUCUUAGAAACUCCCAUAGUCAAGGCCAACAACCGGGACCUCUCCUACAUCCUCCUGGUCUCUCUGCUGCUUUCCUUCUUGAGCUCCCUUCUCUUUAUUGGCUGUCCAAGACCGGCCACCUUCCUGCUCCGACAAACCGCCUUCGGCAUCAUCUUCUCCAUUGCCGUCUCUUCUGUCUUGGCCAAAACAAUCACAGUGGUGCUGGCUUUCCUGGCCACGAAUCCUGGGAACACCAUGAGGAGAUGGCUGGGAAAAACUCUGGCCAACUCCAUUGUCCUUUCUUGCUCCGGUCUCCAAGUUGUCAUGUGUAUCAUCUGGCUGGGAGUUUCCCCCCCAUUCCCUGAAUCUGACCUGCACUCCCAGCCAGAGAAGAUUGUCUGGCAGUGCAAUGAAGGCUCUGUGGCCAUGUUUUAUGGUGUCCUCGGCUACAUGGGCUUCCUAGCUGCUGUCUGCUUCAUGGUGGCUUUCCUGGCCAGGAACCUGCCCGGGGCCUUCAACGAAGCCAAGCUGAUCACCUUCAGCAUGCUGGUCUUCUGCAGCGUCUGGGUCUCCUUUGUGCCCACCUACCUGAGCACCAAGGGGAAGUACAUGGUGGCCGUGCAGGUCUUCUCCAUCUUGGCCUCCAGUGCUGGCCUGCUGGGCUGCAUCUUCAUCCCCAAGUGCUACAUAAUAUUGUUACGACCUGAUCUGAAUACAAAGGAGCACUUAACGACACAAACUAGAGAUAGUUUGAACAGGAAUGCAAAAGACUCCUACCAUUCUCAUAACCCACUGAAAAGUCAUUUGUCACAGUCGGAUUCCCUCUAG